AUGAACUUUUUCCAGAACCUUGAUGGCUCAGGAUGCGGAACUUCUGGCCCCAUAUCGUGCCAGGAUGCGAACACGCCCCCCGCCGCAAAUACCUGCUGUUUUGAGACUCCUGGAGGCCUGAUUUUGCAGACACAAGUUUGGGACACAGAUGUUGCUGGUAGUCCUGCGGACAGUUGGACCAUUCAUGGUCUGUGGCCUGAUAACUGUGACGGCAGUUACAUUGAGAAGUGCGAUCCCUCUCGUGAUUACACGGAUAUCGCCGGGCUACUCGAAUCCCAGGGUGCAUCGUCUACAUUGGAUUUCAUGCAACAGUAUUGGCUCAACGAUGAUGGAACUAAUGAGGAAUUCUGGGAGCACGAGUGGGCUACACACGGCACAUGCUAUAGCACACUGGAUGUCGCUUGCCUUCCCAGCAGCAGCCCUACGGGCGCCGAGGCUGUGGCAUUCUUUGAGACUGUGGUGAGGGUCUUCAAGACCCUCCCCACGUAUGACUGGCUUGCUCAGGCAGGCAUCACUCCGUCAUAUGACCAGACUUAUUCGCUUUCGUCCUUAUUGUCGGCUCUCCAAAAUGCCUCUGGAUACAUUCCAGCUUUGAGCUGCUCUCGAUCGGGCACACUCAGCUCGAUCAGCUGGUACUUUAAUCUCCAGGGCUCUGUCAUUGAUGGCGAGUUCGUCCCGAUAGACAACCCUAAGGAUUCUUCUUGCCCCUCGAGUGGUAUCCAGUACCUUCCCAAAGAAGGAUAA
Molecule: messenger RNA, 744 nt
Organism: Suillus discolor
Lineage: Eukaryota; Fungi; Basidiomycota; Agaricomycetes; Boletales; Suillaceae
Product: ribonuclease T2-like protein
Exons: 11
Coding region: 1-744 (247 amino acids)
Biological process (GO): RNA catabolic process
Cellular component (GO): extracellular region
Molecular function (GO): ribonuclease T2 activity; RNA binding
Source: RefSeq, a predicted model, not a curated record